ACUUGUUGACACAAUGAUUGAUUUAGUGCAGUAUGUGGGGCCAAAUACUAAUAGUUUUCACAUAUGCAGUGCACUACGACAUAAAAACCAGAAGGCUUCAGUUGAGAAGACAGUUUGGAAAACACAAUCCCAGUUCGCUUGCAUGAAUGACCAAAUGUAAUCCAUCCUGCGUUCACACAACUGUUCAUUUUCUAUGUAAGUGAACAACACGGAGCUAUGAUUUCAGUGUCUGCCGCACAGAGACCGAGCAACAAGUGACAAUUAGAUUGAAAUUUUUCUAGCUUCUAUGCAAAGUAGGUAUGAUGCAGUAAAGUGAUCAAUUCAGUCAGCGCAUGUUAUAUAGUAUGUUUUAUCCCCAGAAACAUUAGUUGCUACCUGUGAAAUACCUCGUAUCUGAACUUUGUGCACACACACACAUAAGCAACACAAGAGACUUUCUAGUUUGAGUGCACUGUGAGAUACUGUGAUGCAUUCUGCAUAUUUUUUUUGGAUCAAGUAAAAGUUAGUGAAUAAAUUGUUUGGCUGAGUUGCCAGUUUUGUCAAACUAAUAGUGAAGAAAUGAGCUAGUUUUAUUCUACUGUUUGAACUGACUCUUAAUUGAUCUAGGUGCUUUUUCAUGACUCAGAGUAAAGAACCCAUAUUUUCCCAGAGUUCUGGUAGGUUUUAUGUUUCCUCUGCUGAUAAAACGGCUUAGACAAGCAUGUAUCCCAUUGUGCUCGUUAUUGCUGAUCUGGUGCUGGUUUAGCUGGUCACCCAGAACGAUCACACUCAUUUGCAAACAAACAUUCUGGUCCUGGAUGCUUUGCUAAGCUGUUUUUUUAUUUCACCAGUUCUUAAACUAUGGGAAUGAGAAGACAGGAAUGCCAUACAGGUUCUUCUUAAUGUUCUUGAUCAACUAAAGAUUGUGGCUAAAGAACUGUACAUAAAUUGCAAUAGAAUUGCCUGACUUUUUUUUAGAAAACCAAUAACACUGAACGUCUGGUUGGAUUACAACAUUUGGAGUUGGCAUUAAAACCAGUGUCAGUUGUGAGAACAUCCCCCAACUCAGAAAAGACCAGAAGCCAAAGGACUUCCUGCUUCUGUUUUGCAGAGGUCACAUUUCCAUGCUGUGGUAUGGAAUGUUAAAGAUUAGACUAUAUUACCCAUAUGCUUAAUGGUUAGCAUGUAGCCUCACACCUGUUUGUAUUUUCUCCCUGUGCUUAGGGGGUUUCCUCGGAGUACUCCGGUUUCCUCCCUCAGUCCAAAGACAUGUGCUGUAGGCUGAUUGGCAUUUCUAAAUCUGUGUCUAUUUCAACAAUUAUUAAAGUAUGAGAAUGAGAAGACAGGAAUGCCAUACAGGUUAUUAAUGUUCUCGAUCAACUAAAGAUUGUAAUAGAAUUACUCGACUUUUCUUUGAGAAAACCAGUAACACUAAGCUUCUUGGGUAAAGAAAAUGCUCCAGACAUGGUCGUUUUAAUAUCUCCAAUUCUCAAAGCUAACCUGUAAUUAGCUCCGACUUGAAGCAGGGCGGAAUGUCAGUAAAAAUGUGAAUAUUUGGUUGCGAGCCAGCUGUUAUUAAAACCUAAGCCAAUGCUGAUUGAUCAGAAGCGAGAUGUUACCGGCAUGAUGUCAUCUUUGGCUGGCUGAACAGUGCUGAAUUUCCUGCCUGCAGUGUGCCUGAGGUCUCACUGCCCCUAAGGACUGUCUCUUUCACAAAUCCACCCACCAGCCAUCACUUGGACCAACAUUCUUCCAUUAUUAAUUUCUGCCUCUAAACCCUGACUUCCAGCCCACUCCACGAUCUCUUACUGUGUAGUCAACAGUAGACUCUUUUUAUUCAGUUUCAUUUAUUAGUAAUGCAUGCCUUGUAUUUAGAUUACAACCUAAAAGGCACCUGAUUUAUAACGAAAGAAAGGAAAGUGAGGUUUGCUGUGGUUAAUAUAAGCUGUGCUUUAGUCAGUGCUGUGCGUCUGUCAACAUGGAGCUUUGAUGGAGGUUAGGAUGAACGUGAAGGCUUUUGAAAGAGUCAUUGUUCUCCCUGAAUAUCUGCUGUGUCUGUUUGUGCUUGAGUGAAGGGGGGGGGGGGGGUGGGGGAGUCUCUGUUUAUGUUGGAGAAAAAGAAAGAGAGAUCAGAUGGAAGAGAGGUGGGAUGGAAGAGGCUUAUCCUUUGAAGGUGGGUUUACAUUGCUUUUUGUUCCUCAUGACCCCUGAACAUCAUGCACCUGACAGGCCAUGUUUUCUAUAGCACACUUCCUGUCUGUUAGAAAAGCUCCUUUUUUUUUUUAUUUUUUAUUUUUAAUCACAUAGACACGUAGACACAUGGUCUACUAUCAACAAGACUCUCCCACUCAUCUCACAAAUAAAGUGAGUCUCUUUAUCUAGAAACUAGAAGAAUCUGGUCAAGAGAUGAAAACAAUGCUGUCCUCCCUCGGACUCGGCCAAUCCAGACCAGCACAUUUUUACCAUGUGCUUUACUGGAACUCUUUAGUUUUUUCCCCCUCCAGAUUUCUGUACAAAUAGAGGCCCAAGAGAACAGAUUUGUCAUGUUUGUUUUUGAUCUUUCACUGAUUGAUUGAGAGAAAAUGGGAUUCCUAAAAGAAAAAAAAAAGAUGGAUUGUUUUUCUUUGCAUCCUGCCACAUGUUUACAUAAAGAGUGUGUGUCUGUGUGUGUCUGUGUGUGUCUGUGUGUGUCUGUGUGUGUCUGUGUGUGUCUGUGUGUGUCUGUGUGUGUCUGUGUGUGUCUGUGUGUGUCUGUGUCAGGAUGACCGGUUCAGAGCUGUGAAUGUUUUGUGCUUGUUGUGUCGUCUUGCUCUUCUUUUCAUCUUCUCUUGCCCUUGGUGUGACCUUGGCCGCUGCACCGCUCAGAAGAAUGAAAGCUGUCUGAGCGUGACUGGCCACUGACACGUUCCAGCUGUCCUCAUGCUCAGCUCCGGUGAAUUUAACCGAAUCUGCUUCCAUUUUUAACACCGCCUUAUUACAUUUAAUGUCUCCGUCAGAACACCAGCCUGUUAUUAGUACUAAAUAUUUCAAGAAUACCCCCUUCUGAAAUAUUGACCUUCACAUUUAGAGCAAAUUUGUUUGUUUGUUUUUGGAAAUUUCCGGCAAGACAUCUGCUUAGCAUGCCACAAGAAAAUGCCACAUACCAUUCCCAAAGUCGAAUUCCGUGGUCUGCUGUUGUGCUUUAAAAAGACCGUCUGCUCCUCAAUGCCAAGAGAGGAAAUGUUGAACUUUCAUUGUUAAGGCUUAGCCAGGGUUUAUAUUAUCACGGUGAUUUUUGUUUUUGGAAGCAAAAUGAAAAGUGCACGCUGUUCUGAAAGAACACACGGUAUAAUUUAGCAUUACGCAGCACUGCUAUCGUUGUGACCAUAAUGACAGAGUGAAGCUAAAAUUAUCUGCUCCGAGCGUAAACAGCAAUCACGUGUCGCUACCUUGUUUUCUUCUUUUCCUCACACUGCUGUAAAAGUGAAGUCGAUAAAAGUAAGAAUGCUCUGAAGCCCGAUCUGCUUUCAUGCUUAUGAGUUUUGGAUUUUGUGCUUGGAUUUAUUUAUUUAUUUAUUUAUUUAUUUAGCUAGCUAGAACAUGUUGCUUAGAUUGUAUGAAAUUUCACCAGAACACUUGCCUUACAUGCUUGGUUAACUGUAAUGCCAUUACUAAACAAGCACCAUUUUACAACCUAGUUUUGCUCACAGUGUAUUUAGGCUGUUGGCCCACGUAGCAGUGGAGGUCUGGGGCGGAUUCUUUAAUGCACACCUGUGCACUCAGUCAAAAAAAUCCUGCCUGUUUGACGCCCAGAGACAUUUUCUCUACAGAGUGAAAUUUGCGGUCAGGUUUAAACAUGUAGGAUUUAUCAAAGCUCCUCUUAUGACACCUGCGUCAACCGCCAUGGCACCGAUGUCAUUCAUUUCUUUUAUAGACAUGGAUGUUCUUGUUCUGUAAACAUUGUCUGUUGCAGAGAUGUCAGGAAAGCAUUACAGGGUUCCUGUUCACUCUGCCAUUAUGUGCUUUGUGCUCAAAGUAGGUGAGAUAAGCUCUGUGAGAUACGGUGUCUCGUUAUGGAAAUGGUAUUGCUUUAAGCCUCAUUACACUGCUCUCGCUGGUUCAGGUUUACAGAUCACUUGCAGCAGAGUGGUCUUUGUUGAAUUGGCCUUUUGUGCUAGGCUGUACUAAGGACCUUUUAUUAAAAGCAUAUGACUAUAUUACUGCCUAAUAUAUUUCCCCUAUGUAUGGAAACUUUUGGGACACCCUUUUUCAGAGAAAGUUGCAAAAACAUUACUUGUGACUUGGGCUCGGACUUGUGAACGGCUGACUCGAGACUUGGGCUCGGACUCGUGAACGGCUGACUCGAGACUUGGGCUCGGACUCGUGAACGGCUGACUCGAGACUUGGGCUCGGACUCGUGAACGGCUGACUCGAGACUUGGGCUCGGACUCGUGAACGGCUGACUCGAGACUUGGGCUCGGACUCGUGAACGGCUGACUCGAGACUUGGGCUCGGACUCGUGAACGGCUGACUCGAGACUUGGGCUCGGACUCGUGAACGGCUGACUCGAGAACGGCUGACUCGAGACUUGGGCUCGGACUCGUGAACGGCUGACUCGUCAGAAACAAGUCAUUUUGGUUUGGCAUUCCUGAUUACAUUUCCUCUUUACUACCCCACAUGAUGGUAUCAAACAAAUUUUUUCUAUUCAUUCAUUCUUCAUUCAGUAUGUACUGCAGCAGUAAAUAUCAUAACAGUUCAUCUAUAAACGUCAAGCCAGCAUUAUUGUAAUGAUAAUGAGUCUUUGUUUAUCACAUAUACAUAUGCACCGUGAAAUUCUUUUCUUCGCAUACCCCAGCAUGUCAGGAAGCUGGGGUCAGAGCACAGGGCCUGAUAAGGGGCAGGGAGGGUUAAGGGCCCAACAUUGGCAGCUUGGCAGUGCUGAGGCUUGAACGCCCGACCUUCCGAUCAGUAACCCAGAGCCUUAACCGCCAAGCCACCACUGGCCCCAUAUACACACAUCACGCAUCUGAAGGGAAGCUGCGGUGAUACUCCGCUGUCAGGGGCUUGCUCACUGUCCAUUUUCAGGAAGUACAAAUGUUUCCAUGUCCUUUUCAUCUGAGGAAUCAGGAGAGGAGUGGGCACAGGUUCACCCAAACUGCAAAGAUUGGUUCAUUCGUUUCCCAAUAAAGGUUUGCCCUUUAGUGGCGUGGUCAGUUUGCAGCUUGCAGAAAGAUCUGGUAUCUUUAACAUCACACAGAUUAGAGCUGUAGUCUUCUCCCAGCAUGGAGUUCAGGGGGUCUCACGGUGUGUCAGUAGGGGAGAAGAGAUGAAACGCAUGACUCCCAGGAAUGUCCAGAGGCAACCGUGAAAUUUAACCAGGGAUAAACUAGGAGUCUGACUGCUGGUUUGAUUAUACAGCAACAAGGGCUGGUCUUAAUCCCAGAAUAUUGUUGAAUUUUUAAAGGACCUUUUAUAAAUGCACUUAGCUAUUUUUAGCAGUUACACAGAGCGUACUUGUUUACAGACCUUGUUGGUUUAUGAAUAAAUUAUUUCUGCAUUGCAAAUCUCACUCCUUUUAAUGUGAAGUCCGUUGCAUUUCCAACCUGAAUAUUGGAUUAUUUUGCCUGGUGGGAAGAGUCCAAAGUAAUGUCUAAUGCCUUUUUCAUUACCGUAUUUAUUUAUUUAUUUUUAUUUCAUUAGUUGUUAAUUUAGUAGUUACAAUUCUAAAUAAAGACGAUGUUCAAAAGCUGUGACUUUGCCGUUUUCUGCAGGCUAUAUUUUCUCUUCUUCUGUAAGCAGUGGAUAUGAAAGUGUUUUAGUUUCUCUUUUUAUCAGUGCUGCCACUUGUUCAGCUAGACUUCAUAUGUAGAGGCAGAACUGCAAGAGAAGACAUCAGUGAUGGACGUGAGAGAGUGUGACUGAAGUGCUAAUUGAAAACAGGUCUAGCCUCCUUCUAAUGACCCGUUCCCAACGAUCACUUCUGUCUCAGUAGACUGUGUGUGUUAUAGAGUAUUUUCUAACUAUAACCUCUUGUCUCUGUAAGUUAUUGACUUGGAUUGGAGAGGAUUUUCUACAACUCUGUGUGUAUGUGCGUGCACGCACUUGUUACUGUCUAUUUGUGUGCCAGAUGUUUGCAUCUGUGCAGCUGUCCUGUGAUUUGUGUGUAAGAGAUGCAUAUGUUUAAAUAUAUAUAAUCUUGUUUCAGUACAACGUAGAGGGUCGGGUUUCCAUCUGUUUCGUUUUACACUUCUUUCUCAGUCAUUAGGCCAAACCUGAAUUAAAGGCAGGAAUUAACAUAUGUGUGGGGAAACUAUUACCACAGAUACCAACUAGUGAGAGAGAAACUAAGGAGGCAGAGAGAGGGAGGUUGCAUCUGUUAUCACAUUUGGACCUGUAGCAAAAUAUUUAGAUUUGCAGAGGUUUUACUUACCAAGGUGCCAAGAAAUCAGCGAAGCUAUGUUAUGAAACUGUAAUUUAAGGGGUAUUUACAUGGAUUAGAUAUAGAAUUAUAAAAGGACUGACACCUGAUUAUACAAAGUGUAUUAUAAUGUUAAUAUAUCACUAUCAAUAUCAUAUUGUUAUUUCCCUCAGCCUGAAAAGAGACAGACACCAAGAGAAGAAGAGAAUAAAAAGGGAAAGAGAGAGAAUUAGAGAGAGAGGGGGAGAGUUUGCAUAGUCAGUUAAGCAUAUGAAACAGAAACAUCCGGAGAGAAGCCUCCACAAAAAAACACCCAGUCAGCUGUGUCUCCUGACCAUACUUAUUCUCCCUCUCUCUGUCUCUUCUUCUCUCUCUCUCUCUCUCUCGCUCUCUCUCCAGCUACAGGAAUAUUUAAAUAGUUUUUUCCAAUGACUAUAUUCAUAUGCAUUUUGUGUUUUUGUUUGGUUUUUUUUUUUUUUUGCAUAUGUGUGAAAGAGCAAUAGAGAGGGAGAAAGUAUGUGAAGGACACAGAAACUAGGCAAGUGGAAAUAAGACACUCCUCCUAUACCUGGAGAGAGGGAGGGACCUGCAGUGUCAGCGGAGCUUAUUGAGGCGCGGAGAGGGAGAGGAAAAGAUCAACAGCUUCAGAUGUGAGUGGGAAGUGCACUCUGAAAGAGACGUUGUGAGGACACACUGGGGGGGGCUGCAUUCUUCACAAGCCUUCCGAACAACUAAACCGCUAGCGGCUCUCCUGCAAAUCAAUCUGAUCGUAACUAGAACACACCUUCGCUGGACUUUAAUCUGCUUCACUCCAUCCUGCCUCCAGCUCUCCGUGCAGACAUCCGUGGACGUUUUGCAAAAAAAAACAAUCCGUUUUAUUUUACAAGUGUUGGGAAGCAGGACCGGGUGAAACUCACUCCACACUGAGCCUCUCUGUUUUCACACACCUGGCUAUGAGAUGAGGAACCUCUGAUUAGAAAUUCUGACAAAGCACAGUUUAUGUGAAGAGCAAAGCCUGAUCGUAAUCAUCACGUUCCUUGCCCAACGUUUACCUUAUCAAGAACCUGUGCUGGGUCAUGCAGUGCUGAUUUCUGAUCUGAGCUGAGGUUCGGUGCCACGCCGAUGGAGCUGAAGGUGUGGGUGGACGGUGUGGUGCGGGUGGUGUGUGGCCUCUCAGAGGAGACAUCCUGUCAGGAUGUGGUCAUCGCUCUCGCUCAAGCCAUAGGCCAGACGGGCCGUUAUGUCCUCAUCCAGAGACUGAGAGAUACCGAGCGGCAGCUUCUGGCUACUGAGCGUCCUCUGGAGUCCCUGGCUAAGCUUGGGCAGCACAGUAACGAGGUACAGUUCUACCUUCGGCGCACAGGCCCCAGCAACAGCAGCGAUGGCCAGGAGCACACACCCUCUCUUCAUAAACCCUCCGAGACAGAACCCCCAAAACGCAACGCACCCAGAAAAUCCCUGACCUUCAGCCUCGGCCCUUCUUCUUCCCCACGCACCCGACCCAAACAGAACCGUAGGACUCCGAGUACCAAACUCCUGCCCGAGUCCAGAGCAUCUCCGUUGCUUCACACCUCCCAUCUGCCCAGUCUGUCUAGAGAGGAAGUGUUCCGGCAAGUUCUCCAGCAGCAGGAGCGACUGCAGGCACUGGAGGCCCAGCUGGAGCUCUUGGAGCGGGAGACGCAGGCGUGGGAUCAGCAGGAGGAGUUGGCUGCCGCAGAGCAGACACUGCUGGAAGAUGAGGAGCAGUGGGAGGAGGAGCUCAGGACUGAGAUGCAGCGCGAGCGUGCCAUGAGGAGGCAGCUGGCUGAGCUACACGCCAAGCUGGAGGAGUGUGGCACCAGCCUACACGAUCUCACUACAAAAUCCACACAUCUUGAGCAGGACAUUCAGAGGGAAAGACUUGAGGCUGAAGCCCCGCCCACACGGGCACAGCCAGAAGACUCUGUGGGCGCGAUACAAACGGAGCUCCAGAGUCAGCAGAAACAAGGGGAGGAGUUGGAGUGUGAGCUGGUACAGACAGAGAAAGCUCUGGGAAAAGCAGAAACGCUGCUGCAGGCUAAACAGGAGCAGCUGGAUGAGCUGAAUAAGGAGCUGAGACAGUGUAACCUGCAGCAGUUCAUCCAGCAGACCGGAGUGCUCCCAGCCUAUAACUCCUCUCGUACAGACCUCCACCAGCAGCUAGACCAACAGGAGCUGGCUCAGCUAUUGCAGGACACAUCCAUCGACAGUGAUUCUCUACAGCGACCCACAGCUAAGCAGUUUCUGGGGCAUCCGCGCAACCUGCGGCACCCCCUGGUGUCCAGCCUGAACCCUGAGGUUAAACAGUGGAGAAUCAACAAUGAACUGUAGGUGACUUCCAGUUCAAACUGUGUGUGAGGGAUCUACUGUGUGACACAAUGCCACUUGACAGCAAUCGUCUCUGUAACCGUUGUUUUAUCAACAGAACAAGACACUGUGCCUGAUGAUGGUAAUAAUGAUAGUAAUAUUGAACUGCUAUUAUUGUAUGUAAUGUUUUACAGUUAAUGCAGUAUUAGUCUAGAGAUAAAGGAGUAUGAAUGAGUCUGUUGAAUUAUUUAGUGAUCCCUAAGUAGUAGAAUGGUCAAUUAUCUAAAAAUAAAUAAAUAAAAAAUUUACAAAGCGACGCCACUAAUAUUCAACGUGCCUACUCCUAAUUGUAGAGAUGUGAAUUAAUUAGCAACAUUUGCUCAUUUUUGAGCAAAUCAAACAACAAUUAUGCUCAAACACUGAAAUAACAGACUCUCAGUUCUCUGAAAGUGAAAAGGCAUCAGAGGAAGUGAUCAGAGUGAACUCAUUACUCUGUCACUCCCAUCUUAACACUGCCAAGCCAAGCCUGCUGAUUUACUGAUCCAAAGAACUCAAAUUCUGGAUUUUGCUCAUCUUGUCAAUAUAAGCUAGAAAUAAUAAUCGUGCUAUAUGAAGAGAACAUUCAGCUUAUAUAAUAAUAAUAAAAAAAGAGAUCUACACAGGAAAUGCAUCCAAUUUUUCUUUCCUUCUUCCUUUUUUAAACUUGGCUUCCCUUUGGGUGUGUGGGUGCCUUUCUCUUCUGGUUGAUGCUUUUCCAGGUUUUUCCAAUGGCAUGGGCUAAACCGGAAUGGCUCACAGUGCAUGGUUUUAUUUUUCCUGAAUUAAAAACUCAAACACUGAGCACAUCACUCCAUAUCAUAUUCUUGUGUGUGUCUUACAGUCCUGACAUCCAGGGAGUCAUCUUGGAGGUAAAACCUGAAGGGCCAAGGAUCUCUCUUAUUACACCUAUGUACUUAACCAGCUACUGCUCUAAUGGUCCUACUCAUCUCAUCAAUGUAAUAUUAUAUAUCUGCUGUAUAUACAAAUAUAUGUUUACAUUUAGUUACAUUCCAAAACAUGUAUUUACUGUAAAUUAUUAACAGAAAGAUUUAUCUAGAGAACUAUUACUUUUGUUUAUGUAUUUAAGUCUAAUAAAGACAGUGCUUUGUGUUUAUAUACCUACAGUCUGUGUGUCAGAGUUUUAAAGCCAGGGUUAUUUACAUGGGGGGGGUUAUUUAAACCUCAAUUCAGCUAACGAUACACCCGUUUUAUUUUCAUCACAUUAAAAUCAGACACGGCUCAAAUGGUGGCGUGACUUCAACAAGUGUGAUAAACUGUAUCGCAGAUAUAAAAAGAUUUCCUCUAAUGCUAAAGGAAGCACACAUCCUGUUCAGCUGGGAAAGCGUACUUUUAGUAUGAGCUCAUACCUCAUAUAUGAUGUGUGCGUUCUAUACCAAGACACGCCAAGGGUCUCUUGAUGAUAAUACAAUAAGCAGCACGAUAUAGAGACACACUCUACCUUAAAAAUAUCCAAAGAAUGGUUAAUGAUUCAUUCUGAAACCUUUCUUACUGAAUAAUGUACUUCUGUUCAACAAUCUCAAAACAGCAGCUAUGUAAUCACCAUUAUAUUGUCUGGACUGAUGCACAUAUUCGGCUUGAUCCAUUCUUAAUUGGCCGUUUGGCUCUUAUGAUCAUUUAUGGGAAAUCAGAUUAGCGUGAUCACAUCAGGGAACUGUCUGAUGGCUAAAGGAAGCCAAACCUCAAAUCCUUGCAUCUCUGAGAAUUAUAGCAUCCGUCAGUCCCGCCUGCCAACAAGCACCAUUCACACGGUCUACGCAGGAUACAACAAAUCCAAAACAGAGGAGCAGGAUACAGGACUCCUCAUGGAAAGGUGGAGGAAUACUUUUGUGUCACAUAUUUAUGAGGUAAUGCUACACAGGAAGGUCAAUAGUUCAGUGCGUUUUCUCUCAUCACAAAUUCCAUUUUGUCCACUACUCAUAGUAUGAACACUCAUGCUAGUCAUACACAUCUAUGCAAGACCUCACUUCUACAUGGAUAUCAUGUGAGAACUAAAUGCAACAUGUUACACUAAUAAUCAAUAGACCUAGAAAGGUGAACUUGUAUACACAAACACUGUCAGGUUCCACGUUUAAAAGGUCAAAGAAUACAUUAAAAGGCAUAAAUCUAUAUACAGUUGCAUGAAUCAAUAAGAGACUAGUUAUAAUGGUUAGAUCUUUCCUGUAACAGAAAUAUCUUGUAAAGGGAUAUGGGAGGAAUAGAGACGCAUUGACACUUUGAUAUCAAAAGC
Ictalurus furcatus (blue catfish) is the source of this 10988-nucleotide messenger RNA. It is a transcript of the gene rassf7a, whose product is annotated as Ras association domain family member 7a. The record is from RefSeq and is a predicted model, not a curated record. Gene Ontology annotation, biological process: signal transduction. The coding region runs from base 7499 to 8725 and encodes 408 amino acids. The transcript is spliced from 9 exons. Lineage: Eukaryota; Metazoa; Chordata; Actinopteri; Siluriformes; Ictaluridae.